UCAUGCAUUAAGGGGGUUUACCCUCGCUGGUUAAGCGAUGCUGCAAAUUAAAUUACCCACACACAAAAACAGAAUAAAUGCGACUGGAAUUGGCUCUUAAUUCUUUAUAUUGCACUUGAAAUUGUCAUUAUAUAGGUUGAUAUAUAAUUGCUCAAUACUAUAACUACAUAAUUUUAUAGUAAUUAACGAUAUGUCCCACAUUUACCGGAUGAGCCUGCAAUUAAUUUGGACUCAAAAUGGAAACCAUAUUAAAUGCAGGAAAGCGCAUUGAUGAAAAGUUAGCAUCGGCAUUCGGAGAACUCAUUUGCUCUAAGUAUUAUUGGAGUAAAUUGAUUCAGACUUACUAAGAUCAAUAUUAUGUGUCAGGAGCAUUAGAAUCAGUAAAAUGUGGUCAUGGAGUUAAACAGUCAGGAAAUCAAUAAACUUGAUAAACGUAUAUUGACGUCCCUUCAUUCCCAGACAACUAUAGAUAACUAUGGAGCAGUUAUACGAGAGCUAGUUCAAAAUAGUAUGGAUGCCAAUGCGACUCGGAUCAUCAUAAGACUCGACCUUAACUCUAUUGGAGCCAUUAUAUCAGAUAAUGGUUAUGGAAUUAGUCCCGAUAAUUUAGAUAAGAUAGGUGAACGAUACUCUACAUCCAAAUUGAAGUCAUGGUCGGAUUUAAAAAAUGUUAAAAGCUUUGGAUUCAGAGGCGAAGCAUUACACUUUAUUAGCUCAAUGACUGAUUUUUCAAUCAUAUCCAAACAUAAGUCAUAUAAAUCAGCUUUUAAAGUAUAUACAAAUGGGUCAUCUAAGAAAAUAUGUAUAUAUGACCUUGAUAAAAAUUCCAAAACAUUGUUCCAUAUGGAACUCAUCCAGAAAGCAGGUACAAUUGUUUCAUUUCGUAACUUAUUUCAUAAUUUACCCGUAAGAAGGAAACAUAUUAUAUCAUUAUCUUCUCAUAAAUUAAUAGAACAAGUCAGAGAAGCUGUAUUUGUAUCUUUAAUCAAGAAUCCAUUAAUUCAUAUAAUUGUUUACGAAGAUAACUUCAAAACAGGUGAGUUAUCAAAAUGUUUCGAAGUCAAUUGUCAAUCUGGAAGUUAUUCUGAUAUAUAUAAAAAUAUUUAUGGUAUUACUAACUUAGUAGAUUCCAUGCCAAUCCUGGCAAAGUUUAUGAAUUAUACCAUAUGUGGCUUUAUUGGAGAAGCACAAGCUAACAAGAAUCAAUUCGUGUUUAUUAAUAAUAGACCAUUUUGUAUUCCAUCAGAACACUCGAAAGAAUUGAAUAAAUUAUUCAAUAGCUUUAAUACGUUGGAUUCAGAACAGGAUUUAAUAAAAUCAUCUGGUCCAUUUUGUCAAUUCCAGACCUUUUUAUUGUAUGUUAGUACUCCAACUGAAACUUCCGAGUUAAUUCAAACUCCCUCUAAAAUGGUAUAUUAUUCUAAGCAUUGGCCUUUUAUAUUCGAAAUGGUGAAGAAGAUCUUCAUUCGGUAUGCUGAAAGUCGAGGAGUUUCUAAUGAAGUCUUACGUGAAAAGUUUUUAAAAACACCUAGUCCUAAGAAGCAGUCUAUUCAAAUGUCUUUCAGUCCAUCGUUGGCUCGUUUUGCUUACAAUUCUAAUAUGAAAUCGAACGAUAUUCAAGAAAUUGAAUACAACCCACAAGAUAGUUAUGGUACAGGAUCGCCUAGAAAGAAAAGAAAAUCGAAUCUGCAGCUCGGUACCAGUCAUUCAUGUGUUUCAAGUCAUAGCCCUUCUCAUAUUAAAAUUGAGUCUAGUAUUUCAAGAGAUGAUUUAAAAAAUCGGAAUUAUCGAAUUGUCAAACAAAUUGAUAAAAAGUUCAUAUUAUUAAGUAUGAAUAAAGAAAAAGCCAACAAUCUUAUAAUACUUGAUCAGCAUGCUUCAGAUGAGCGUGUAAAAGUUGAGAAAUUGUUUAAAGAAUUUAUUGAAAGUGUAGUCGAUCCAACUAUAAAUAUACUGCUUCGAUUAUUAAACCCUAUUGAGAUAUCAUUGAGUCAUUCUGAAAUAGGAUUAUUCCAUGAAUACAUUGAAAACUUGAAAAUGUUUGGAAUCAAUUUCCAGAGCUCUAACAACAAAAUUCUUGUAACACACCUUCCACAUUAUUUGUUAGAGAAAGUUAAAGAUGAUUGCAAAUUUCUCAAAUUAAGUUUGUUACAACAUCUCCAUGAUUUAGAGAACAAAGUAAAAUCUACAACUUUAGGUGACAAUUGGAUUGCUGACAUCAACGCCUUACCGCGAGUAUUAGUAGAGAUCAUCAAUUCUAAGAGUUGCCGUUCUGCUAUAAUGUUCGGUGAACAUUUAACCAUGCAUCAAAUGGAAGUAUUGGUUCGAGAUUUGGGUAACUGUAAGUUGCCUUUCCAGUGUGCUCAUGGAAGACCAACAAUAGUUCCUCUUGUAAAUCUCAGUAAUUAAUUUGUAGAGAAAUAAAAGUAACUAUAGAAUGGCUUGUAUAUAGAAGUAGGCAUCAAUACUGAUCUUUGAUUUUUAAAUGGGUGUGAUGAAGAUGUAAAGUGUUGAUUUUCUUUUGAAUAUAGUAAGUCUCAUAGUGUAUAAUUAACGUUAGAUCAGACAAAGCACUAGCAAUUACAAGGACUGCGAGGACUGUAAGAAUUGACACAUCCUUCUAGAGUAAAGUUAUUUAAUAUAAAGAUAACAAAGAUAAGUUCCUUUUCAUACCUCUUCGGUAUAAUUAAUUAUUUCUAGAAUGAGGAC
Molecule: messenger RNA, 2709 nt
Organism: Scheffersomyces amazonensis
Lineage: Eukaryota; Fungi; Ascomycota; Pichiomycetes; Serinales; Debaryomycetaceae
Gene: MLH3
Product: mismatch repair protein
Exons: 1
Coding region: 394-2409 (671 amino acids)
Biological process (GO): mismatch repair
Cellular component (GO): mismatch repair complex
Molecular function (GO): ATP binding; ATP hydrolysis activity; ATP-dependent DNA damage sensor activity
Source: RefSeq, a predicted model, not a curated record